Molecule: messenger RNA, 12714 nt
Organism: Syngnathus typhle (broad-nosed pipefish)
Lineage: Eukaryota; Metazoa; Chordata; Actinopteri; Syngnathiformes; Syngnathidae
Gene: srcap
Product: Snf2-related CREBBP activator protein
Exons: 32
Coding region: 522-11864 (3780 amino acids)
Cellular component (GO): Swr1 complex
Molecular function (GO): histone binding; ATP binding; DNA binding
Source: RefSeq, a predicted model, not a curated record
ACUCCACCAUUUCGCUGCGCUAAGUCUCCUCCCCGCGACCGCUACAUUCUGAGCCGAAAGACACUCUCUCCCGGUCCGUAUUUUAACUUCUUCAUCGAGGUCGACUGCUACCUCGUUGGGUACCGGGAGGCAGUUUGGGCCACCGGCAUCACGGAUAGAGUGCGAUUUUACACGGAUGACGACUCCUUCAGCGAGAAUUUAGUAAAAGAAAACUGGUCGGAAAAUUCAGAACAUGUGGAGGGGACCUUAAUUUCAGCAUCCUGGAAGUAGAAAGUUCUGAAGAUCCGUGUCUCACUACACAGACAGGUUCAACGUGUGGCCGCAGCAGCAGCGAGGAAGGAGGCUGCGGGGAGGCGGCAGUGCGGCAGCGAGCCUCUCCGGCUGUGGAUGUGCUGGGUGGCAAGCCCCAGGCCGCACACAAUGUGUCUGGGGAGUCACCUGGACAUGUCCCGCAGCCCGCCGCCGCUGCCCCCCGCCCGCUCCCUCCUUUGCCAGAGAGCGUCCACUCUGCAUUUCCCGUUAUGGAGACCGCUUCUCCAGUCCCGAUUUCCGGUGCUGCCGACAUCUGCGUCCCACAGGGCGAGCGCAUUGCCCAAGUUGAUGGCAUCAGCUCGUCCAACCCUGAGGACUUCAAACCUUGUGCCCCUCUCGCCUCACAUCCACAAAACACCAGCGAGUUUCAAGGGUUGCAACAUGGCUUACAUACUGUUUCUAAAGAGACAAACAUGUCCAAUAGCGAUACGCUUCAUAGUCAACCUCCCCAAGCCGGCGCUGGACUUGUGGUUGGUUUGCAGGAAAGUUUGGAGUGUAACUCGGAAACUAAAACACAUUUGGAACUUGAAAGCAAAGACACGGGCAGAACUGUUGCCGCACAAGAUCAGAUAUGCAUCACGGCCUCAUCCCUCUCAAACACAGCCACUGAGCAGUCCGAUCAAGCGAGCGCACGUCAGGAUUCGACGACGCCUUUGUCUGCUGCUUCGAACUGUGGGGAACAAGUUCACCUGCCGCAGGUCCUCAAAGAGGCCCAGCGGGAUGUUGUCCACAUUAAUGAGGACGCUUCAAACAAAGCACCUCCUCCCUCGGCUGAAACACCUGAGACUCCAAACGCAGGAGAACUUGGAUCAGGUUCUCCACAUACGGCGGUGUUGUUUAACAGCACAGGACACGCCCACACACGCUGCGUGACUGACGAACAGAGCGACAAUUCCCCCACGUCCUCGGCCGUCCCCUCGGUGCUCGACUCGGACCUGCUUGUGUCCUUGCAGGCCGAGGCAGGACCGUCUCAACCCUUAACGGAAAUGCCCGUGAUUACUGAACUGGUGCAUUCCGCUGACUCCCAGGAAAUCGUGGUGGUCAGCGAGGCGGGGCACCUCGGCGGCGGCUGGUCCAACGUGCACCUGAAGCAGGGUUACCUCCUGCAACGCGCCGACGGUAGCGUGUGCGAGGCCGCCAUCGUCACAGAGCACACGCCGGCCGAGGCCAAGCUGUACGAGGAGAGCGUUCGGGCCGACAUGGGCUUGGAUGCGCAAAACGUGGAGGUGUACCAGUUCUGCGGCCUUGUGGAGGAAGUGGGCGAGGAGACGGUGUGUGUCAGUACCAGUGUACAGAUACCUCACUCUCCGGGAUAUGAGGUCAACCUGUUUAACGCUUUGCUGGACCCCUCCGAGGACCUGGAAUCUCACCUCGAACCUUCUAUCCACACGAUUACUGACAGUGACACAGUCAUUAUAUCCCAGCAGGAACGUGAUGCAAGCCAAGCACAGGUUUGCUCCACCAACAAUGUCCACAGUCUCUCCGUAGCUGCAGUGGGACAACACCUGCUCCUGGACACCAGUUCUAACCAGGUGUGUUUGCUGGAAGUGGACUCGUUCCCCAUGGAGCAGACUCCGACCCAAGUCUUGACGUCUUGUCCGCAGGUGAGCGAGGACAAGCCCUCGCUCAUAGAUGCUGCAAAAAGUGAGCAGGAAGUUUCCGACGCCACGCCGGAGGCUUGCGUUUCCUUUUCUGCAGGUACCAAAGAAUCUCCGUCUGAGGGUUCAUCCCGGAAAGCAGCUGCCUCCACCAGAGCCCAACCAGAGGCUUUUAUCGCUCACCCUGCGGGAGGUAUUAAUCCAAAGCUGUUGCUCAUCCAACCGGGAGCAGCAUCUCUCUUGAAGCAAACAACUUCAUUCCUCCAGCAGAAAGUGGACUCAAAACCAGAAGACAAUCAGGGCACCCCACCGUCCGUCGAAUCCCACACUGUCGGUUCUUCACCUGCCGUUGUGGGUGACGGAAAAAGCGAAGUGAAGCCAAUCGUCAGAAGGACCACAACAGCUUUGCGUUGUAGCCAAUCGGAGCCCUCGAAUGUCAUUCAAACUUCAAACCUGACACCUCGCGCUUUUAGUGAGGAAAGUGCCAUCACCCCUUCAUCCAGCGCCAAGGGCCCUGCGACUGAGCGCGACUCCCCCUUUGAGGAGGAUGAAGAGGACGAUGAUGACGAUGAUGACGAAGAUGAACCAACGGGGGACGCGGAGACCUUGGAUGUCGCGUCGCGACAAGUCAGCAGUGAAGAAGAUGGCAGCGAUGAGGAUGCGGAGAGACCGGAAAUGACCACACAAAGCUCGUCGCGCAAGUGGCGAGCAGAUGGGGCUUCACCCUCCACCUCCUUCUAUGAACCGCCACUUGGCGGCGACUGGACCGGCUCCCGCCGCGACAAGUCGUCGCUGCUGCGAGGACCUCACGGCAAGUUUGUGUCUCCCACCUCCAUCGGGGGAUACACUUCCUUGUUGUCGCCGCCCGAUCAGUCCACCCCGCAUCGGCAGCGUGGAGAGCGGCGCUCCGACAUGGCUGAGUUGGCCAAGCAUGAGGCUGACAUAGAGCACCGAAGCCAGGCGCUGAAGCGAGAGGGUUUUUGGUCCACCAAGCGCCUCAACCGCCUCUCUGAGCCGCCACGGCCCAAAGUGCACUGGGACUACCUGUGCGAGGAGAUGCAGUGGCUGUCGGCCGACUUUGCCCAGGAGAGGCGCUGGAAGAGGGGCGUGGCCAGGAAGGUAGUCCGAAUGGUGAUGCGACACCACGAGGAAUUGAGGCAGAAAGAGGAAAAGGCCAAGCGAGACGAGCAUGCAAAAAUCAGGAGAGUAGCGUCCUCCAUCGCCAAGGAGGUCCGGGCUUUUUGGAGCAGCGUUGAGAAGGUGGUGCAGUAUAAGCAGCAGUCUCGGCUGGAAGAAAAAAGGAAGAAGGCUCUGGACCUCCAGCUGGACUUCAUCGUCGGACAGACUGAGAAGUACUCUGACCUCCUCAGCAAAUCUCUCGCGCCCGCCGCUCGGCCCGAACCUAACCCGUCGCCUUCCAAGACUCCUGUGGCCGCCACCGCAGAUGAAGAUGAUCGAGACUUUGAGCCUCCGUGCGAGGAGGAAGACGACGAGGAGACCAUCGAGGUGGAGGAGCAGCAGGAUGGCAACGAUGCCGAGAGCCGGCGCAGGGAGAUCGAGCUAUUGAAGGAAGAGAGCACACUGCCCCUGGACCAACUCCUCAGCACUUUGCAACAGACGCAGGACUCCGUCUCAGAUGAAGAACGCUCGCAUGAAUCGUCCUCGUCGGCAGAGCAAGAAGAGGAAGACGGAGAAUUUGCUGCCAAUGAAGAGGAUGCUGAAGAUCAGGAAGACACCAUAGCUGCCCAGGAGAAGGCAGAGGGAGAUGUGGAUCAUGCAGAAGAACUGGAUGACUUGGCCAAAGAGGGAGACAUGAGCAUGGAGGAGCUCCUGGAAAAGUACAAAGGGGCAUACACCUCCGAUGCCGAGGAGCCCUCUGCUUCUGGCUCCAAAGUAAGCUCUGAUUGGGAGGCGUCCGACGAAGAGGAGGAGGAGGACGAGGACAGUGACAAUGAGAGUGAUGAGGAAAGCAACACUUCCUCCUCAGACUCUCCAGGGGAAAGCGAUGAGGAGGAAAACAGUGAGAAAGAUGAGAGUGAGGAGGAGGACGACGGUGCUGAUGAAGGGAUGGAGGUCUUGCUCAAGGAGGGAGACCACAGCCCGUCUUCAUCAGGCUCACGGCCGAAGAAAGAGAUCAGCCACAUCGCCGCCACUGCGGAGAGUCUGCAGCCCAAAGGCUACACGUUAGCCACCACCAAGGUCAAGACGCCCAUCCCCUUCCUGCUUCACGGCACGCUACGAGAGUACCAGCACAUAGGACUGGAUUGGCUCGUCACCAUGUUUGAGAAGAAGCUGAAUGGAAUCCUGGCUGACGAGAUGGGUCUAGGCAAGACCAUCCAAACCAUCGCGCUCCUGGCUCACCUCGCUUGCGAAAAAAGUAACUGGGGCCCUCACCUCAUCAUCGUCCCCACCAGUGUCAUGUUAAACUGGGAGAUGGAACUGAAGCGCUGGUGUCCCGGCUUUAAAAUCCUCACUUACUUUGGCAGCCAAAAGGAGAGGAAGCUGAAGCGACAGGGUUGGACCAAGCCCAACGCUUUCCACGUUUGCAUCACGUCGUACAAGCUGGUGCUGCAGGAUCACCAGGCUUUCCGCCGCAAGUCUUGGCGCUACCUGAUCCUCGACGAGGCGCAGAACAUCAAAAACUUCAAGUCGCAACGCUGGCAGAGCCUGCUGAACUUCAAUAGCCACAGACGUCUACUGCUGACAGGAACUCCUCUGCAGAACAGCCUGAUGGAGCUGUGGUCUCUGAUGCACUUCCUGAUGCCGCACGUCUUCCAGUCGCACCGUGAGUUCAAGGAGUGGUUCUCCAACCCGCUGACGGGCAUGAUCGAGGGCAGCCAGGAGUACAACGAGGGCCUGGUCAAGCGGCUCCACAAGGUUCUCAGGCCCUUCCUGCUCAGGAGGAUCAAGGCCGACGUGGAGAAGCAAAUGCCCAAGAAGUACGAGCACGUGGUGCGCUGUCGCCUCUCCAAGAGGCAGCGCUUCCUCUACGAUGACUUCAUGGCGCAGGCCUCGACCAAGGAGACCCUAGCUAGCGGGCAUUUCAUGUCCGUCAUCAAUAUCCUGAUGCAGCUCCGGAAAGUGUGCAACCAUCCCAACCUGUUUGACCCUCGACCCAUCCAAUCGCCCUUCAUCACUAAGCCGAUUGUUUUCCGUACUGCCUCCCUGGCGCUGGACGCCUUGGAAGUGCCUCCUCUGAAGCGCUGCGACCUUUCUAUGUUCGACCUCAUUGGUUUGGAGGGCCGUGUGACCCGCUACCAGGCUGACGUCUUCAUACCAAACCGCAAAGUCAGUCGCCAGCUCAUUCAGGAGAUUACGGAGUCUCCCGAACCCCUGCCAAGACCUCGAGCGAUCCACUUGAAAGUCAACAGGGUUCCAAUCCCGCCUCCCAAAGGCGACAGCCGCUCUGCAGCUGUGAUGAGCAAACCCACCUGCUCCGUGCCACCCGCAACUCAGGCGCCCAAACCUCCGAGCCCAGAGGCCACAGUGGCGCCUGCGCCUGUGCCCACACCUACACCAGCACCCAUGCCUGCGCCUCCACCAGCCCCUGCUGUUCAGCAAGUGAUUUGUUCAGUGACAACCGCGGCCCCUCCCCGCACCCCUCUGCCUCCCGGUGCUCAAACGGCCGUGAGAUCCAGCGCUCCCAAGCAGGUACUGACAGUGCGCCCUCCCCCUGCUCCGAGCACCACCGGCAUUCCCGCUCAUCCGACUCCCAAGCCCGGCAGCAUCAUGCCACAAAGGGUUCUGCUCAGUCCGGACAUGCAAGCCAGGCUGCCCUCUGGUGAGGUGGUGAGCAUAGCGCAGCUGGCCUCCUUGGCGGGGCGCCCGGUAUCGUCUUGUCAGGGCAGUAAGCCGGUCACCUUCCAGCUGCAGGGCAACAAACUGACCCUCUCAGGAGCGCCCAUACACCAGGCGCCACCCCCACGUCCUUUACAAGGCAAUGUGAUGCACUUGUUGUCCAGCGGAGGGCAUCAUCAUCUCAUCAGCCAACCAGCCCAGUUGACCGUCCAGAGCCCGGUUACUGCAUCCCCUGCCCACCGAAUUACUCCCAGUGCCUCCUCUCAAGUGCCACCUUCUGCCGUGGUGAGCAGCGCCGGGGUGGUGAAGAUCGUGGUGCGUCAGGCAGCAGGCAAGGAUGGCAGCCCCGUUCCCACCCUGGCCGUAGCCCCGUCUCCUCGCGUGGCUCCCUCCCACCCCCGCCCAAGCGCAACCCCGGUCCGAAACACGGCCACGCUGCAGCUCGCCCAGCGCACCCCCGGUCCUGCCACCGUCCACUACACUCUAGCGCCCCCUAGAACUCCCGGCACCACCCCCAACCAAGCCCAGCCCCAGGCCCCUAUCCUCAAAAUAGUGCAGCCUCCUCCACCUUGCACAGAGAAGCCAGCUCCAGCAGAGGCGACAACGUCGUAUGCUGCAUCCAAGCCGGCCGUUCAAGAUAGCAUCAGCAAAGAAACAAGUACCAGAACCGCCACUGCCACUACCAGCACCGCAGCAGUCGCCAGCACGAGUCAGACGCCAGCUGCAGUAAAGGCUAAACCCAGUGCUGCUCCAAAAGCAGCACCCAGGAGAAGGCCUCGACCGAUUCCUCGCUCUCCUUUUUACAUUCCUUCGCUGGCCGAGACCCUCAAGAAGCAACGUGACAGCAAACUGGACCACAUCUUCAGGGUCAGCGAGCGCCACUCCGCUGCAAAGCCUGUGUUUGGCAAGGAAGUUCUGGAUUUCCUGACAUUCCUACCCGGGUCCCGGCCCUCGCCCGCUGCUCUGCGUCCCGCCGAGGCCGAGUGGAGGCGUUCGGGCCACAGCAGCUGUUUGAUGUCACAGUGGCGACACCCGCACGACUUGUGCAGUCACAGUCACUCAGUGGGAGAUGCCAUCCAAAGCAUCGAGGAGAGGUUAUUGCUGCUGUCAGACAUCGUGGACCGGUUUACGUUUGUCAUCCCGCCAGUGGAGGCCGCUCGCAUCGCAAUGCACUGCUGCCAUCCUCCUCCCUCUCUGAGCCUUAAGGAGGGGGUGUUCUCCUCUGAGCUCUCGGCCCACGUGGCACCGCUCACUCGCAGUCUCCAUCGCAUCCAGUGCAGCAUGAGGACCCAGUUUCCCGAUCUGAGGCUUAUCCAGUAUGACUGUGGGAAGCUGCAGACCCUCCACCUGCUGUUAAGAAACCUAAAGACGGGUGGCCACCGAGUGCUGAUCUUUACGCAAAUGACUCGUAUGUUGGACAUCUUGGAGCAGUUCCUCAAUUAUCACGGGCACAUCUACUUGCGGUUAGACGGCAGCACACGAGUGGAGCAGAGACAGGCUUUGAUGGAGCGCUUCAACGCCGAUCGGCGGAUAUUUUGCUUCAUUUUGUCAACUCGCAGCGGAGGCGUGGGAGUAAACUUGACGGGUGCCGACACGGUGGUGUUCUAUGACAGUGACUGGAACCCCACCAUGGAUGCUCAAGCCCAGGACCGGUGCCACCGCAUCGGGCAAACCAGAGACGUCCACAUCUAUAGGCUAAUCAGCGAACGCACCGUGGAGGAGAACAUUCUGAAAAAAGCCAACCAGAAAAGGAUGUUGGGAGAUAUGGCCAUCGAAGGAGGAAACUUCACCACUGCUUUCUUCAAAGAGCAAACUAUCCGUGAGCUGUUUGACGUCAACGAUGGUGAGAGGAGGGAGCCGGCCGUGGAGGUGUCGAUGCCUCACGCUGAGGAUGAGGAAGCUGGCAACAAGCAGAGCACCACCAUUUUGGAGCAGGCGCUUUGUCGUGCGGAAGACGAGGAGGACAUCGUGGCCGCCUCUCAAGCCAAAGCCGAGCAGGUGGCAGAGCUGGCAGAGUUCAACGAGAACAUUCCACUGGACGACGCAGGCGAGCAGGAAGAAGUGGAGGAGCUCUCAAAAGCGGAGCAGGAAAUAGCCGCUCUGGUGGAACAGCUCACUCCUAUUGAGCGCUACGCUAUGAACUUUCUGGAAGCUUCCUUGGAAGACGUCUGCAAAGAAGAACUGAAACAAGCGGAGGAACAAGUGGAAGCUGCCAGAAAGGGUCUGGACCAGGCCAAGGAGGGCGGCCUCCGGCUGCAUGCGUCCUCUGAUGAAGAUGAGGCUUUGUCGGCUCAAGCCUCUGCGGAGCCCGCUCAGCCUGCUCCCGCACGACGUGGACGUAAGCCCAAGGACAAAGCGAAGGUUGUCACUUCAACAAGAACUAGUGGUCGUCUGCGUGGGGCUUCGCCUGAAACUGAGCCCGAGCCCACAACACAUAGAGAAGUGCCUGCCCGUGCUGGUUUAAGAGGACGCCCCCCUGCCAAAGACUCUAGUAUCUCGUCUCGCCCAGACCCUCCAAAGACACCGACAACUAGGCUGCAGGAUCCCUCCAAAUCUUCCAAAGCCUCGUCAUCUCACGCCGUAGACCAGCAGGCCGUCAUAAUCAAGACUCCGACCAGUCCAGUGCCUUCCUCCCCUUCAAUGUUGCCCCUCGGAGGGAAGCAGCAGAGUGCGGCAGAGACUGAGAGCAAGACUACGAAGAGAGGCAAAGAGGAAAGCGGGAUUUCUGAGUCCUCGCUGGAAUCCGUCUGUCCGCUGGACCAUGAAGCAAAAGAUGAUGAGGCUAAAGACCAAAGCGCCAUGUCUCCUCCCUCCACCAGCUGUCGCUCACCUCGCAAGCGCCAGUCCGCCGACGAUGAAGUCCUGAAGGGCCUUGUGGAUGAUUCAACGUCAGCCAAAGUCCUGCGGAAGCUUCCGGGUCGACUCGUCACUGUGGUGGAGGAUAAAGAGCCGAGGAAGAAGAGGUGGCGAGGAAGUGGAGCUGGAGCCUCUUCAGAGGAAGUGUCAGUGGAGGAGAACUCAAGCGAGGAGCCAAAUAAAGACACUCCAUCUUUGGUCUCUGACAGCAGCUUGAAAGACACUUUGACCAAAUCUUGCCCAGACCAAGACUCUACUUCGAGUCCACCUGUGCACCUCCAGCCCGUCAGAGCCUAUCCUCCAUAUUCUCCUCCCCACCUGUCCCCGGACAUGCCCGUGCUGAGGAAUCUUCCGGUGCGUCGUAGGCUGGAAACGGAAUCUCGCAUGGCGGCUCAGCUUGGAGAGCAUCUGCAUGCGGGUCGAGGGAAGAACCAGCACAAGAAAACGGACUCUCCGCUGAGUAAAGAGACUUCCCCCGAGACCAGUGUGAAUUCCCUUGAGACGCCCUCAAAAAGAAAGCGGGGCCGGCCCCCUAAAUGUCCCUCCAAGUUUCCCGAUCCCAACACUACAGCAUCUCCUCCUCGUACGCAACACGUCUCACCGUGUGAGGAUGGAAGCCUUUCCCCGAAGCGUAAGCGGGGUCGACCCCGAAAAGACCCCAUGAAUCCUCCAGACUUUGUUUCAGAUUCACACAAAUCUAAAAAAGUGACCCCUGCUGCAUAUGACUCCAUUGAAUCCGAUCCCGAUCCACUGAAGUCGGACAACACGCAUCAGCAAAUCCUGUCUGCCAAAGCUGAAGAAACGGACUCAAAAACUGUGGAAGCUGCAUUGCCGACAAUACCUACAAAUGAAACGUCCUCUUCAGUCUCGAUUUCAACAGUCCGAACUGAUGCUGCACCAGAACCUCAGGUAGCCUCCUCUGAUCCGGUCUCCAUCCCAUCCGCGGACAAAGACACUAUAUCGGCGACUCCAAAUGAGGUUUCCACUGUCCUCAUCCCUGAAAGUACCACAAGUGUAUCACCAUCUGUGAGCCUGGUCUUGUCACCUCAUCUCACGCCAGUAUAUGCUGGAUCAUCUGAUGCUCCAUCCGAGCCAUCAAAAGAACCGGACUCUGCCAAAAGCACCACUGGUGCGACCUCAUCUGCUUGCUGUCCAUCACCACCACCGGCAGACCCGACAUCAGAGCGGGAGGCAGCCACUGUUACCAAUCUGCCAGCCAACACUACAGAAACCUUCAACCACGAUUCACCCAUCUCAUCAAGCCAAGCGGAGGACACAGAACCAGACCUGAUUGGACAUUUGUCUGCGCAGUCAAAGACCAGCGAACCCACGUCGGCAAUGGUCAGUGUAGCCUGUGCAGUUGACGGACAGCACCCUGCGGAGCCGUCAACAACCGAGCCACUUGCAAAUCCAACCUUGCCAACAUCGGCUCCACUCUCACCAACCUUCACUCCAUUAGCAGCAGCGAUCACCAUAGAUUCUACAUUCACCGGCACAGUCACAACCUCGACCUCCCAGGAUGACUUUUCUGCUGCUUCAUCUGACAAGGUAGGCUCUAAACUCGUCACUCCGUCUCCCACAAGUAGCACAACACCCAGCGAAGAACAGACGAGCGCGGCCCACAUAGAAGUCUCGGCCACGCCACUGACGACAGCACUCGCUCCUCAAACGUCCGCGGUCACUUUGUCACAAGCGGAAACCUUAGGUGCAGCCCCUUCUUCGUCCAAAUCUGCAAAGAACCCUUCUCGUACAGAGUCAACCCCACCCUUGUCUGAAAAGAAUCAAGGCCAGGCGGGUGGUCUUCAGGCUGAAGAGGACACACAGCUGGAUAUCAAGCGAAGAAAGGUGGAGACUUGUGACGAGGCAGAGCCCGUUGAGAAAGAAAACCAAGUGGCCGAGGGGGACAAAAGGGCCUCCUCUCCUGAGAGUGGAGUCAAGGAACCCAGUGAGGAGCUCAAGACUCCGAAAAGAUCCCUCAGUCGUCAGAGCAGCCAGGAGUCUGCUUGCUCGUCGUCGCCCUCGUCCAGUUGCUCCACGUCCACUCUCACUCGUCACGCUCACCACAAGAGGACGUACGAGAACCGACAUCCUACCAAGAAGCAGCGAGUGGACGUCACCUCUGAUACGGCAACGGCAGGCAAACCGGAAGAGGACGAAAGCGAGCGGGACCUUGCUUUAUCUCAAGGAAGAUCCGGCUCUUCGUCCUCCUGUGACUCAGACAACGAUGAGAGGGAGAAGGAGUGCCGUUUGACUCACCAGCUGCCAGACUGGGACCAGAACCAGGACAAAGUCAGGGGGCAGAGCAGCAAGCGUCGGGAGAGGAAGCCCGCCCUCAGCUCCGACAGUAAUGCCAACACAUCCACUGGCGGUGAUUCUGGCAGCGACUCUUCGUCCGCGAGGAUCAAAAGGAGAAUAGCAGGGUCUUCUCGAGAAAAGAAAGCUGCCGCUAGCCGCGUGACCCCACAGCAUCCGGAACCUGAAGUCCUGGGGAAGCGGUGCUCUGCACUCAAUGCAGCCGCCAAGCUUCUCGCCAUGAAAGGAAGGGUGGACACCCCUGGUCACACCCCCCGUAAGGACCCUAAAGCAGCAGGGAAUGCUGCCGCUGCUGCGUCUCCUGACCAAAAGAACCCAAAAUCCAAAAGUAAAACUGUCACAGAUUCUCUUCAAAACAAUUCUUUUACCAAAAGUAAAAGUGAUAGCAAAGCCUCGACGCCCAAUCAGGCGAGUCGCUCCGUGCCUCGCUCCACCAGGCAGUGCCCGGGGUCCCUUGUGCCCCCUCUGGAGGGGCCUGAAUACAAGAGACCCAAAGUGGAUGAAAAGGAUGCCGGGAGUCAAAAGGUGGCAAAGGCGAAGGAGGGCGACAGGGAGGUGGCGCAGGGCCGCAGCGCAUGCAGUAGCGACGGUGAGGUGGACGUCGAGCGGCCGGAUAGUGGGCGGUCUGACAACAGCAGUGGCGUCGGGGCAGAUGUCGGGCGGCCACAAAGUAGCCGAAGUCGAAGCAGCAGCGACAGCAGCCGGCGAGCCCGCAGUGUCAGUUCCCGGAACACGGACCGCAAGGGGGCUAGCUCUCGCGCCGCCUCCUCUGGCAGUGACCAAGACCGCAGCGUCGAGCGGCAUGCACUUCGAAAAAGCAGCCGUAAAUCUCAGAGGCUAUCACAGGAGGCUGCGGGCGCUUUGGGGGCAGACGGCACGCCGGACCGCGUCCUGAGGAGUGUGGCGGCAGCGGCGGCCGUCCAGGCCCGGUCCCCUGCGGCCAGCACGCGAUCCUCAGCCAACCAGCAACGCCACAACAAGACAUGAGCGCCAGAGCCCUGGAACAUGAGGUGUCGACACAGAGCGCGUCCGGACCUUCGGGGUUUCCGCAUAAGCCCAGGGACCUCCCGGCAUCUUAGGCCCUCUCCCCCUCCUAUACACGCAAAGAUGGCCGGGGAGCGGCUCAGGGGGGCCGGACUGGGUAGAAAAGAUCCACAUUGAGAGCAGGCCGAGUGGAGGCGAAGCGUGUACGCGGUGUAAUGUCAUCAUUUCAGGACUGAAGAAGUUUUGCAAAGAUGGAUUCUAGCUGGAGCUUCUUUGCUUUUUCUCUGGUCUUCUGAUUUGCACAUCUCACUUCUUUUCCAUUCUCCCAUCUUCGGUUCAUCUCAUCACAGCAAAGAUGUGUGAUGUGGUCCCAGCAGCCCCCAAGGCCAAGUUACUGUAGUGUUUCUAGUGCGUCAGUGCCUCUUGGGCCUUGUGAAGAAGUUCCCAUCGGAGUUGUCUGCCUUGUGGAGCACUUGAUUAUGGAGUGUUGAGCGUUUCUCUCUUGUGAAAAAAAAAUCCCCCCCCUCCCACCUCAUCAAAACAAGAAAAAAAAAUUGGGAAUGAUCAAGAAACCCUCUCUGCGUACUACCAAAUUGAUUUAUUUGUCACGUCUUUGUUGUGUAAAGUACAAAGAGUACAAAUGUGUGAAUGGAAGGUGACCAGUGAUGGAAUUUAUUUUUGGGUGUGGGAUUGAGGGUGCAGGACGGUUCAUUUAGUUUCGGUGAUGGUCUUUUUUUGGGGGGGGGGGGGUUGUAAAUUUAUUUGUUGCAUUCCUUCAAUCCCUUGUAAUAAUUCCACAUUGUUUUACUUGAACAAUUAAGACAGUUACUAUUGAAUAAAAAGACCAAAAAUG